Messenger RNA from Saxophila tyrrhenica, 810 nucleotides. RefSeq lists its product as uncharacterized. Lineage: Eukaryota; Fungi; Ascomycota; Dothideomycetes; Mycosphaerellales; Extremaceae. The transcript has 2 exons. The record is from RefSeq and is a predicted model, not a curated record. Bases 1 to 810 code for a protein of 269 amino acids.
AUGGCGGACACCAGCGACAGACCAGCCAAGAAAGCAAAGCUACAAUAUAUCACCGGCAUAACCGUCCUCGUCGGUCCGGAAGAAGCUAGCUUCCACUUUACUAACCUUGAAGAGAUUACUGCAAACCGCUCCUCCGCCUUCUUCAAUGCCGCCUUCAGCGGGAACUGGAAAGAAGCCAGCACCAAGGUCGUUCACCUACCAGAAGUCACGCCAAAAACCUUCCGCGUUUACCACGAGUGGAUAUGCGCGGGCGGCGAACCCAGCUUCCGCCUCCUGCCUUAUUGCUACAACUCAUCAGCCUUGGAUGCCAUCGUCGACGCCUACAUCCUAGGCGACAUGCUCCUCGACACGGACUUCCGCAACGCGCUCGUCGAUACAGCGCAGAAGCUCCUCGCGCACUGUAUCAACCUACCACUCAUCCGGCAUGCCAAAUCACUCUACGAAAACGUCCCGCGCCGCUGCAAGAUGGGUGAGUUGUUUGCGGAUUUCUGGAUCAUUGCUGGACCGUCGUUGCGGAAUGCGUCGGAGGAGAUGCCGAUGGAGUUUGUGGGAGAGAUUGCGAGGGCGUGUGUUAAGGAGAUGAAGGCGACUUCGGAGAGCGGGAGGUCGGGCUUGAAGGCUGAAGGAUUUUAUAGAAGGGGGUAUUAUGAUGAGAGGGAGAAUGAUGGGAAUGAAGAGAUGGAUCUGGGAAGGGAAAUUGAGCCAGGAAGUGAGGAGGAGGACGAAGAGGACGGCAACGAUGAGGGAGAGGACGGCGCGGAGGAUAGUGAGGAGAGCGAUGAGGAGGACAGCAGUAUGGACAGCGAGUGA